Tripterygium wilfordii is the source of this 1047-nucleotide messenger RNA. RefSeq lists its product as uncharacterized. Bases 128 to 757 code for a protein of 209 amino acids. The record is from RefSeq and is a predicted model, not a curated record. NCBI's taxonomy places the organism in Eukaryota, Viridiplantae, Streptophyta, Magnoliopsida, Celastrales, Celastraceae. The transcript has 8 exons.
AAAAUAGGAUUAAAAUUUUGAAUUCAAAAGCUUAGACCAAACCGCGAAGAGCCUCAGAAACAAAUUUCUCCGCAGAACACAAUCGCUGCUCUCCAGAACGUCACGCUAAACCUAGCAAAUCACCAAAAUGUCCACAGCUAAGGUGAGCGCUAAGAAACGAGUUCGUGACUCUGUAGUCACCAAAUCGAAUUCGAAAUUCCGAGUCGACGAUGAGUUGGAUCUCGAUCUUUCAAGCGAUAUCAAAGGGAUAAUGUCGGCGCUGCACCAGAUCAGAGAGAAGGCACAGAAGGACGGUCAAAAGAAGAAUGAAGAGACAAUUUCGAGUGUGGCAUCUGAGAUCAAGUCUAUGGUUGAUGAGUUGAAGUCGAAGCUUGAGAAGGACAGGCAAAGUUUUGCUAAGGCGCUCUCGAAGAGCUCAAAAGAGUGUGAAAAUUGCUUGAAAGAUGAGACCUCCAAAUUCAAAGAGAUCUAUGAGAAGUUCUGCAAGGACAAAGAUGCCCAUCUGCAGGUCCUAAAAGAUACGAUCACCAAAUUUGAGGAGGACAAGGAAAACCUCUUCACCCGAUAUGAACAACUCAGAAAGAGGGAGAAGAGUAUCAUUUCUGAACAGGAGAAAGCUUCUGCUGACAAAAUUGCGAAAUUGGAGGAGUCCUUGAAGAAGAAAAAGCAGGACGACAAAACAUUUAGCAUUUUGAGGAAAACUCUUGGCUCUUUCCUGGAAAAUGCAUCAGAUGAAGACUUCCCACCUGAUGAUUGAAGAUUGCGCAGAAAGACCUUACUGGAACCUUCUGUCUGUACCAACUUGGUCCAAGCAAUCUCAUCCUUUUGAAUUUUGAACAGGUCGAACAUUGAAUUCAAAUCACACGUUAAAAAAUAACUAAUAUUAGAAUCAAUAUUAUCUCAAAAGUUUAUCAUUCCAUGUUCUUGAGCACCCAUGAAGGGUAGUUGAUCAAGAUACUUGUAAUGCUGCAUUGCAGCAAAUAUUUUGCAAUUUGGUGAAUAUUCAGGAUUAGUAGAGUGUCCGACAGCAAAAUAUUUUUCCUUCAA